CUAGCGCCACUCAACAACACGAAAAGAAAAGUCAUGCAAACAGAGAACCCUCUCUGUCUCUCUUUUGCUUAUAAGAAGAAGAAGAAGAAGAGAGAAAAUAAUGGCGUCGUGGAAUUCGAUUCAGCUGGAAAUCACAUACAGAGUUUUGGGAUGGAUGGGUUUUGCAUGUUGGUCCGUCGGUGGCUACCCACAAGUCAUAUUGAAUUUCCGCAGGAAAAGCGUUGUGGGAUUGAGCUUCGAUUUCGUGUUGCUGAGUUUGACAAAGCAGUCUUCCUAUCUCAUAUACAACGCCUCUCUCUACUUCAGCUCCGCCGUUCAAAAGCAGUACUGGGAGAAAUACGGCUAUGGACAGAUGAUCCCUGUAGCAGUAAAUGAUGUUGCUUUCUCAGCUCACGCUGUUUUAUUGACAGCAUUUGUUUUGUUACAAAUUGCAAUCUAUGAACGAGGAACUCAGAAGGUGUCCAAGAUUGCCAUCGGAAUUGUCGUUGCAGUGUGGUCAGGCGCUGCAGUUUGUGUUUUCGUAGCUUUGCCAACCCAUUCUUGGCUUUGGCUGAUUAAUAUUUUCAACUCAAUUCAAGUUUGCAUGACAGUCGUCAAAUAUACUCCCCAGGCAUUCCUGAACUUCGUGCGGAAGAGCACAGAUGGAUAUAGCCUUGGCUCUUACUUGCUUGAUUUUUCUGGAGGGGUCACAAAUUAUGCACAAAUGACUGUGCUUGCUAUAGAUCAAGAUUCUUGGGUGAACUUUUAUGGAAACAUGGGGAAAGUACUGCUAUCUUUGAUAUCUAUAUUCUUUGACCUUGUCUUCAUGUGUCAACGCUUCCUGCUGUAUCCUUCAAAGAAAGCACCCAUCUCUCCUCCUCCUCCUCAAAUCAUCAGCAAGGACAAGGAGAGCUUGGAGCCACUUCUCCAGUCUUCAUCAGAUCACCCACUCAAACACACUGUCUGAAAAUGUAUACACAAGACAGAGCUGCUCUUGCCCAAACAUGUGCGACAUUAACCAUGUAGAUGUAAACAAGGAUUAUAUGUUUGGAGCUGAAAACUUAAAUAAAUUUUGAUUCCUUUGCCAUCCAUGUGGAUUUCAUGGCUGAUGCUCCUUGCGAACUUGGUUACCAUACCAAGCAGCUUGGACAAGACAAAUUUAGGAGGUGCAGUUUUGGUCCAAGUCUUGUUGGAUGGUUACGUAGAGCAAAAAUUGCUCUUAGUAGAAAGGCAACAAUCGUUAGAGCAAAAACUUUUACUCCUUUUUUUUUCUUUUUUUUUUUUCGGUUUUGAAAUAGAGGACACAUGUCACUUUAUGGUUGCUAUUAAAAAAAAAAUGUCACUUUAUGGUUGAGCCACAAUAGAAAGUAAAGAGGAAUUUUGCCUUAUGAGUAAGGAGAGAAGUAUUUUCCUUAAAUUUAUUGUCAUAACUUUUAAUAAAGGGUUAAAUUAAAAGUCAUAUCUCUUACAUAAGAGGUAUAUAGGGUUCUAUAAAAUAGAAACUCUUGACAAACCAGUGUACGUUCUA
Molecule: messenger RNA, 1507 nt
Organism: Prunus persica (peach)
Lineage: Eukaryota; Viridiplantae; Streptophyta; Magnoliopsida; Rosales; Rosaceae
Product: cystinosin homolog
Exons: 8
Coding region: 101-946 (281 amino acids)
Biological process (GO): L-cystine transport
Cellular component (GO): vacuolar membrane
Molecular function (GO): L-cystine transmembrane transporter activity
Source: RefSeq, a predicted model, not a curated record